AUGGUUGCUAGUCGAGACGGCGACCGAGAUUCUAGACGCUGCCUCGAUUUGCCUGAGUGGGAAUCAGACGGCGUCCGGAAUAAUGAAGUUAAGGAAGCAGAAGAAGUUAAGGAGGAUGGAGAAGAAGUUAGGGAAGGAGAAAAAGUUAAGAAUGAAGAACAAGUUAGGGAAGGAGAAGAAGUUAAGGAUGGAGAACAAGUUAGGGAAGGAGAAGAAGAAGUUAAGGAUGGAGAAGUAGUUUGGGAUGGGGAAGAAGUGAAGGAAGGAGAAGAAGUUAAAGAAGAAGAAGAAGAAGUUUUGGAUGGAGAAGAAGUUAAGGGUAAAGAAGAAAGUAUGGAUGGGGAAGAAGUUUGGGAUGGAGAAGAAGUUUGGGAUGGAGGAGAAAAUGAAGUUAAGGAAGCAGAAGAAGUUAAGGAGGAUGGAGAAGAAGUUAGGGAAGGAGAAAAAGUUAAGAAUGAAGAACAAGUUAGGGAAGGAGAAGAAGUUAAGGAUGGAGAACAAGUUAGGGAAGGAGAAGAAGAAGUUAAGGAUGGAGAAGUAGUUUGGGAUGGGGAAGAAGUGAAGGAAGGAGAAGAAGAAGAAGUUUUGGAUGGAGAAGAAGUUAAGGGUAAAGAAGAAAGUAUGGAUGGGGAAGAAGUUUGGGAUGGAGAAGAAGUUUGGAAUGGAGAAGAAUCUACUAAGUAUGGAGAAGAAAUUAAGGAAGAAGAAAACGAAGUUAAGGAGGAUGGAGAAGAAGUUAGGGAAGGAGAAAAAGUUAAGGAUGGAGAACAAGUUAGGGAAGGAGAAGAAGAAGUUAAGGAUGGAGAAGUAGUUUGGGAUGGGGAAGAAGUGAAGGAAGGAGAAGAAGUUAAGGAAGAAGAAGAAGAAGAAGUUUAG
Molecule: messenger RNA, 876 nt
Organism: Sphenostylis stenocarpa
Lineage: Eukaryota; Viridiplantae; Streptophyta; Magnoliopsida; Fabales; Fabaceae
Source: the annotation of a GenBank genome assembly